CUCCCUUGUACAUUGGUUCGGUGCAAGUGCACCGUACAACGACACUGGGAACGCUCAUUUUACAUCGUGGAACUUUGUUCAGAAAUCAUAUUCGAUCAUUUCGUAAGAUUGCAACAGAUGACAAAUCAUGGAUUGUGGCGUAACAGCUGCUGUAUUGACAGACAGAUUAUUACUUCAUCUACUUGGUGUGUGCAACUGUUAUUGAGGCACCAUGAAACGAUGUAAAGUGAACAUUUUAUCAAAAGUAUUGAAGUCAACUGGCCUUGGGGAUAAAGAUAAGCUGUAUACUCAGUGUGCAGAGUGUUUAAACAGACGACAUGUAAGCACCAUAAGGAAGUCCCAUCACAGGACCAUUGGUAAAUGGACUGUUAUCACUUUUGCUGUGGUGGGGGUUAGUGGGAUGGUGAUAUGGAAGGAAGUUUUCCCUAUAGACGCUAGGCUGCCACAGAAUAUCUCAAAGGUGUUGGAGUCCAAUUCUACUCAUUACCUUUACCUGGAGACAAAGAUUAACAACUGGAAUGGUGAAAUAACGCAGGAAGACAAAUCCACCAAGCAUUGGAAGGAGCAGAAAUUCAGCUGGUUUCCUUGGUUACGUACUCGGAGUGAUGACCCAUGGACGUUGCUAAGGCUUGCUCAGUCAAACAAUCAUACGGUCAGGCUCCUGGGAGUACAAGCCUUGGCUUCUAAACACCACUGGAAAAAUCACCAGUACAGACAAAUUGCUCAAGCUUGUGACAUGCGCACUCUGGUGGGUUUGGCAAGAUCCGCCCAGGUUGAUCAGCGCUACUUUCUACCACCUCCCACGCUGCUUCAUGAAGAGAAGUCUGAAGAAGAUCAGUUCAGGGAAAUUCUCACAAACUUGCCACAGACUGGGGUAAAUCGAUGCAUACAACAUUUUACUUCCACGGCUUUACAACAAGGCCAUGCAACAGAGAAUAAGGAAGGAUUCUGGUACUUUGACGGAACAGGACUGGAGUUUGUUAACAGUCUGAGUGAAGUACCUGUGGAAAAAGUGGAGAAAAUCAGCUUGGAUGCCUUAGCAAUACACUCAACGGUAACUAGUCACUGUCCAGACAUCGUCCAGCUUGGAGGCCUUCAGCUUCUGCAGAAGAUCCAGGGAAAGAGGAAAAACAAUGUGACACGACGACUAAUCGCAAGGAUUAUUGGAAAUCUAGCUGUUGAUUACAACUUACAUAGUGAUAUUAUUAAAUCCGGGUGGGUGAGUAUUCUGGCUGACUGGGUUAACUCACCAGAUCUCUCUCUGGCCCUGCACUCCUCUCGAGCCCUGAUAAACCUGGAUGUAGACUAUGAAGGGAAAUUGUUGGAGGAUGGGGUGUAUCUCAUGCAUCCACGCUUCAGGAACACUGAGCCAAUAUAUGCAGAUGUUGUGUUUGUGCAUGGGUUGUUGGGUGGUCCGUUUGUAACCUGGAGACAAGGGAAGUCAGAGCUUGAGAAAGGCCAGCAUCAUGAGAAGCCAGCAGAACCUGUUGCCUACACCUACUGCUGGCCUAAAGAUUGGCUUGCCGCUGACUGUCGUCACCUGAGGAUAUUCAGUGUAGAGUAUGAAACCAACCUUAGUGACUGGACAGCCAGAUGCCCAUGGGAAAGCGACGUAAGGUCGUUGAGGACACGCAGUACUGUUAUGCUGAAGAAGCUGAAGAAGGCUGGAAUCGGGAAGAGACCCAUUAUCUGGGUUGGUCAUUCCAUGGGAGGCUUGCUGAUUAAGAAGAUAAUUGAGGAGUCCUUAUUUGAGGAGGGGGCACAGGACAUCCGUAACAACACACGGGGAUUCAUCUUCUACAGUGUCCCCCACCGAGGCUCACAGCUGGCAGCCAUGUCCAAACAUGCAGCCUUUCUUCUCUACCCGUCCCCUGAGGUGCUGGAGCUCAGCAGUGAUUCUCCAUCACUCCGAUCUUUACAUGCUCAGUUUGUGGACUUUGUCACAGAACGUUCCAUCCCGUGCCUUAGUUUUGGGGAACUCAGGAAGACUGCUCUUGGAAUGACAAUAAAAACUCUGAUCGUGCCACCAGAAUCUAGUGACCCAGGGGUGGGUGAGUACCACCCGAUUUACACCAAUCAUCUCAACAUCUGUAAACCUCUUAGCAGGACCUCACCAAUCUACCAGAUGACACUGAGCUUCAUCCACAGAUGUGUGCCAGAGACGGUUGUGGACAACCUCCUCAAAGCCAGCGUUAAUGAAGGAACAUUUGGAACAGAAUUUUUCUUUUGGCAUAAAUCAUCAUGAGCUUUAUCUUUAGAUGUGUGUUAGAGACAGUCGUGGACAACCUCUACAAAGCCAGCAUUAAUGAAGGGACAUUUGGAACAGAAUUUUUCUUUUGGCAUAAAUCAUCAUGAGCUUUAUCCAUAGAUGUGUGCCAGAGACAGUCGUGGACAACCUCCUCAAAGCCAGCGUUAAUGAAGAGACAUUUGGAACAGAAUUUAUCUUUUGGCAUAAAUUAUCAUGAGCUUUAUCCACAGAUGUGUGCCAGAGACAGUCGUGGACAACCUCCUCAAAGCCAGUGUUAAUGAAGGAACGUUUGGAACAGAAUUUAUCUUUUGGCAUAAAUCAUCAUGACCUUUAUCCACAGAUGUGUGCCAGAGACAGUCCUGAACAACCUCCUCAAAACCUGCAUUAAUGAAGGGACGUUUGGAACAGAAUUUGUCUUUUGGCAUAAAUGAUCAUGAGCUUUGUCCACAGAUGCAUGCCAGAGACAGUCGUGGACAACCUCCUCAAAGCCAGCGUUAAUGAAGAGACAUUUGGAACAGAAUUUGUCUUUUGGCAUAAAUUAUCAUGAGCUUUAUCCACAGAUGUGUGCCAAAGACAGUCCUGGACAACUUCCUCAAAGCCAGCGUUAAUGAAGGGACAUUUUGAACAGAAUUUGUCUUUUGGCAUAAAUGAUCAUGAGCUUUAUCCACAGAUGUGUGUCCAAGACAGUUGUAGAGAGCCAGUGUUAAUGAAGGAACGUUUGGAACAGAAUUUUUCUCUUAGAAUAAACCAUUAUUUGUAGUAACAUAAUUGUUUAUGAAUGUACAUGAUGUAUAUCAUACAUGUAUAUUGAUGAACAUAUCAAAUAUGUACGUAAUAAUCACAAGGACUGAAGCUCUUUGCACAUGACCAGAGCUGUGCUGUGCCUAAUUUCCCAGUGAUGUACACCUUCAUACUCUACUGGAGUUGUUAUAUAUGUUCUUCACCUAACUUGUGGAAAGUUUAACUAACUAGAACUUACACUUGCUGCAAGACUAGUCACAUACUUUACAAGAAUUUUGUUUAAGGUAUAUAUUAAAGCUAAACUAUAUUCAGAGUAGGUGUCAGUACAAUAUUUAUGCCAGGGCCUUGUUCCACAAAACAUUUGAAGGCUAAAGAUGUAUGUUUCCAUGGUAGUUAGAACCAACAGUGCACAAUUAUUUCGUGCAACAGGGGCUGAUUCCACAAAGCACUUCCUGUCUUAAGUCAGAAUUUAAAACCUUUGUAAGAUGUUUAGUUUUUGGUACUGGGAGUUGAAAUUUGGAAACAUUUGUCUCAAGACAACAUUGAUGAGGGCGACAAAAUUUUAAUUUCUAAAGCCCAAAAACAAGCUUUCAGAUCAGAUUUCAAAUUUGGAAAUGGCUUUGUGUCAUAUAUGACUUAAGUCAAAAUUAACUUAAGCACAAUCCUUAGUUUUUAAUUGUGGAAAUUGAAAUUUAUACACAUUUGUGUGAAGGUAAUAAUAAUCCGGUUGACAAAAUUUUAAUUUCUGAAGCCGAAGAACGAGCAUUAAGAUCGCAUUUUAAAUUUUGACUUAAGUAAGAAAUGGCUUUUAGGAAUUGACCCCAGGGCCCUUAUAUAUCAAACGUCUUGAGACUUAAGUCAGAAAUAAACAAAGCUACACUUAAAAUGUUUUGCUCUAGAUUGCCUACAAUUUGUACACUGAUUCGUCACUGCAUAGCUGUGUACUAACUCCAGUUGGAGUGCUUUCCUGUUCUAUGUUUGGCUUUUUAAGGACUUGAAACUUAUGAUUUAAGUCUUAAGGUGCUUGAUAAAUACAGACCAAGGGCUUUAAGAAUCCGUAAACCAUUGUCUAUGUAUGGCAAUGGGGUAUACCUGAGCUCUACGUGAUUAUCUUUUGUGAAAUUUGGGUACAAUAUGCAUAAAUGGGAUGCCGUUAUUGGGAGAUGCCUAUCAGAAGAAGUUAUUCAGUAUUUUCAGUUAUGCUUUUGCAUAACUGUGGAUAAGCUGGAAGACGCAUACCUCUUCUUCGGGAUUUUACUUUUUUUCUGCAAAAGUAGUUUAGCAAUCUGCCUACUAGUAUAUAAAGCUGUACAAAGUGUAUAUUUUUCAUUGUGUUAUAUAUUGAAGCUGAGCUUUAGAUUUGUGUGAAUGUGUGAAAAGGUUAGCUGAUGGCAGAUGCCAUUACAGUGUGCCAGCAUUUUUAUGACCAAUUGAAUGAGACCAGCCGUAUUUUAGCCAAACUUCAUCCACUUUUAUUUUUGUACAGGUUCAUGUACAGUGUUGAUAUUUUAAAUCCAGUCAACGGGAAACUUUCAUAUUUAUUUUUAAAUCUUAGAAAAGUUGACCCAGAGUAUUAAAAUAUGUUAAAUGAUCUAAAAUUUUACCCUAGAAAGGCAAUUAAAUGUCAUGAAAUAUUACUUUUAGUGCUGAAGCUUACAUUUCCACAGUGGGAUAUCAUCCUACUUUCCAUGAAAACCUUAAAACAUCUUUCUAAAAUUAAAAGAACUCACAGAAUAAGGCAUAGUUUACACCACGCCUGGGUGAAGUUUUAUGUCAUUAUUAUAAAGAUAACCAGUGGGGAGCUUUCCUAGCCAUAAUAAAUUCAGCUCAAUCUAUCUGCUGUCUCACUUUGACCCUUUUCAAGUUCCACCAAUAUAUUUUGCAAGUAGGGAUAGCAGAUUGGGGAAGAUCGGUCAGUUUAUACUAGAUUUGCAGAGGCAAUAGUUGCUCCAUUUGAUUAUUAUAACUUGUAGACAUGGAAUAAAGGUGAUAUCAGUUCAUAUUUGGCGGGUAUGUUUGUGUCAAACAGAGAAAUCGCGCAAUCUGAUACAGUAGCUUUUCUUGCUGAAUCACAUCAUUCCUGCGAGAUGACCCUGAAACCGAAUAAUGCUUAGUAUGUGAUUGAUCGUCAUGACAUUUUAUUGCCAGAGAACAGGAGAAUAUAUCCUGCUUCAGCUUUCAUCUUGGUAGACAUACCAGGGUAACCUUUUAACAUACCAUCAGAUGGCAAGUUCAGGGAUUUACAUGUGAUGUUUAAGCUAUGUAAAAUAAAACUUAAUUUAUGGUCCACACCAUUUUACUAGCGUAUUUCAAAACUUUUUACUAUUUGUUGUGUUCAGAUAGUAUUUAGAUAUUCACAUUUGCGACCUUGAUAGACUUGAAUGGAACCAACAAGCUGAUGUUCUGCAUUCUUGUGACAUUAUUUGUUAUUAUUCGAAUUAUUGGUGAAAUUAAUUGUGAAACUAUAACAUCGCAGAAAGCAACAGAAUUGCAUAUGUUAGGUUAAAAUGUGAAUUUUUGAGUAGUAUUUUGGAAAGGACUUAGGUUUAUUUGGAACCACUGGGGGAACCACUCAGUACAAACAGUUGCCUUGUCCCCUGGUAUAGCUGCUAGACUUUACUCCAUGCAUGGUAGGUUAGUGC
Liolophura sinensis is the source of this 5631-nucleotide messenger RNA. Its product is annotated as protein SERAC1-like. The coding region runs from base 212 to 2245 and encodes 677 amino acids. The transcript has 17 exons. Lineage: Eukaryota; Metazoa; Mollusca; Polyplacophora; Chitonida; Chitonidae. The record is from RefSeq and is a predicted model, not a curated record.